AUGCCAGAGCAUGAGUACAACUGUCUUGUAGAAUACUAUCAAGUUGCCUACAAUGACUAUAAUAUUUCAAGCUGCAAAAAAGCAAUGACCAGCCCAGCUUUUGUGAAUGACAGAAUUGAGGUACUCAAGUCAAUUGUGAUUCUUGGGCAAGUAUACAAAGGAUGCAAUGGCAAUGGACGUGAACUAAUGCACGUUAUGGUUAUGUUGGUGAAAUUCAAUACAUCUUUGUACACACCUUCUCUCCAUCAACAACCACUCUCUUAUCAGCUAGCUACAACAACUAGCAUACCUUUGCUUUUGUCAGAUAGUUUAAAACAACAUCAGAUACACGAAGACAACCUGAAGGCAUUGAAAUCUACUAUGACAACUUCUAUAAAUUAG
This is a messenger RNA of Phycomyces blakesleeanus NRRL 1555(-), 381 nucleotides long. RefSeq lists its product as hypothetical. NCBI's taxonomy places the organism in Eukaryota, Fungi, Mucoromycota, Mucoromycetes, Mucorales, Phycomycetaceae. The transcript is spliced from 2 exons. The coding region runs from base 1 to 381 and encodes 126 amino acids. The record is from RefSeq and is a predicted model, not a curated record.